Messenger RNA from Fundulus heteroclitus (mummichog), 3382 nucleotides. Its product is annotated as voltage-dependent L-type calcium channel subunit alpha-1D-like. The coding region runs from base 196 to 2757 and encodes 853 amino acids. Gene Ontology annotation, biological process: calcium ion import across plasma membrane. Lineage: Eukaryota; Metazoa; Chordata; Actinopteri; Cyprinodontiformes; Fundulidae. The record is from RefSeq and is a predicted model, not a curated record. Gene Ontology annotation, cellular component: voltage-gated calcium channel complex; membrane. Gene Ontology annotation, molecular function: high voltage-gated calcium channel activity. The transcript has 20 exons.
CGCUUGUGCUUGCAGAACUAUUUUGCUGAUGCAUGGAACACGUUUGACGCCUUAAUUGUUGUGGGUAGCGUGGUUGACAUUGCCAUCACUGAGAUCAAUUCGGCAGCCAUCCCUGUUGUCAAGGUGAUAGAGGAUCCAGGGAAUACAGAGGACAGUGCUCGCAUCUCCAUCACCUUCUUCCGCCUGUUCAGGGUGAUGCGGCUGGUCAAACUCCUGAGCAGAGGGGAGGGAAUCAGGACUCUGCUGUGGACCUUCAUCAAGUCUUUCCAGGCUCUUCCCUAUGUUGCCCUCUUGAUAGCUAUGCUGUUCUUCAUCUAUGCUGUAAUCGGGAUGCAGGUGUUUGGAAAAAUAGCAAUGGUGGACGGAACCCAUAUCAACCGCAACAACAAUUUCCAAACCUUUCCUCAAGCGGUUCUGAUGCUGUUCAGGUGUGCCACGGGGGAGGCGUGGCAGGAGAUCAUGCUGGCCUGUUUGCCAGGGAAGCUGUGCGACUCAGAGUCAGACUACAACCCGGGAGAGGAGAAAACCUGCGGCAGCAACUUUGCUAUAAUUUACUUUAUCAGCUUUUACAUGCUCUGCGCUUUCCUGAUCAUCAACCUGUUUGUUGCUGUCAUUAUGGAUAACUUUGAUUACCUGACUCGUGAUUGGUCCAUUCUUGGCCCUCACCACCUGGAUGAGUUUAAAAGGAUAUGGUCUGAAUAUGAUCCUGAAGCCAAGGGCAGGAUAAAACAUCUGGAUGUGGUCACACUGUUGAGGAGGAUCCAGCCUCCGUUGGGCUUUGGCAAGCUCUGCCCUCACAGAGUCGCCUGUAAGCGACUGGUGGCAAUGAACAUGCCCCUCAACAGUGAUGGGACCGUAAUGUUUAAUGCCACCUUGUUUGCUUUAGUCCGCACCGCUCUUAAGAUCAAGACUGAUGGUAACUUGGAGCAAGCCAAUGAGGAGCUGAGAGCUGUAAUCAAGAAAAUCUGGAAGAGGACCAGCAUGAAGUUGUUGGAUCAAGUAGUGCCUCCUGCAGGCGAUGACGAGGUAACAGUGGGGAAGUUCUAUGCCACCUUCCUGAUACAGGACUACUUCAGAAAGUUCAAGAGGCGCAAAGAGCAAGGUCUGGUGGGAAGGAGGUCUUGGGAGAACACCACCUUGGCUUUACAGGCUGGCCUGCGCACGCUGCAUGACAUUGGACCAGAAAUUUGCAGAGCCAUAUCAUGUGAUCUACAGGAGGAGGGGCUUGUAGAUGGAACUGGAGAGGAAGAAGAGGAAAUAUUUCGGCGCAACGGUGGCCUUUUUGGGAAUCACGUUAACCACGUUGGUAUGGAUUACGGCCAACCCACUACUGUCACGCAGCGCCCCCUACAGAUCCUACCCGUCUACUGCACUCCUUCCAUCGCGCCCACUCAGAUAUGCAGGAGGGCCAGCAGCAGCGACAAGGAAGGAGAGAUGGAGACGAACUCCUCCCCCAUCCACUGUAAUCAUCAUCAUCAUCAUUCCCCUCAUCUGUAUGAUUACUGUAACUCAACCUAUCCUCAGUCUCCAAUACCCUCCAAUGCCAACCUCAACAAUGCCAAUGUGCCCUCGCUUCUCUCAAUGACCUCUGGGAGACAGCAGAAGAGUUUAUUACAGAGAUGUCGUCCGUCUUCAGCAAGAAAUAAAUCAUCAACGACUUACAGCAGGGGAUUGCACAAUAAGCCAUGGAAGUCACACUCCACAAGAACACGCUACUACGAGACCUAUAUUAGGUCAAAAAAUGGUGGAGUACUUCACCCAACCGUUCGACAAGAGGAGCCAGGGGGCAGGGACAGCGAUGAAGAGCGGGCCUCCGGGGAAUACUUCAGUGGGGAGGAGUUUCAUGAAGAUGACAUCAUGCUCACCAAGGAGAGGUUGUCCAAGACAGACCUCCGUGGCGCUGCAGAGGGAGAUUUUGACCCUUUCAGCGAUGACUGUCAGUCUGAAGGUUACUGUGACGAUGACAAACAGCCUAUAUGCCAAGAUGACCGGCGGUCGCCCAGGAGAUGGUUUUUACCCUCCCCUCAAGCCUGCAACACACCAACGUUCAGCUUUGAGUGUCUUCGCAGAAGAACUAGUGUAGAUGAAGCUCCUCCACCAUCUCCAUCAUGCACGGCUCUUCCACUGCACCUGAUGCAGCAACAGGUGAUGGCUGUAGCCGGGCUGGAUUCCUCCAGGAUUGCCCGUCUGUCUCCUACGAGGUCACUACGCUCGUGGGCCACACCUCCCGCAUCCCCCAUCAGCUGUGACUGCUCGCCCUGCUACACCCCACUCAUACAGGUGGACUGGCGGAGUACUGGCAGCGUGGGCAGCCUUCCCGGGGCCAUGAAGAGGAGUUCUUGGUACACCGACGGCCAGGAUGGCCUGCCCAGCCGCAGCCACUCACCGUCACGGUUGCAGCUACCCGCAGAGAACCGCUCACACUUCCUGCAAAAGAGAGGCAGCGCCAACAGUUUGGUGGAAGCUGUGCUGAUCUCUGAAGGUCUGGGGAAAUACGCCAGGGAUCCCAAGUUUGUGACAGCAGCCACACAUGAGAUCGCGGACGCCUGCGAGAUGACCAUCGACGAGAUGGAGAGCGCCGCCAGCAAUCUGCUGAAUGGGAGCAUGGGUAACGGCAACGCGGCUGGGACAGGCGACGCCGGCUCAGAGUCACAGGCCGACACGCACACAAGGGACUACAGCGACGAAGAGCCAUACGUGGUGGUGAAGUGCGAGGAGGACCUAGCGGAUGAGAUGAUAUGCAUCACUUCUCUAUAGCAGCGGUUCACUGCAGAUUAAAUAUAGUCUGAUUAAUGUACAGGACUCUCUCAACACGCCCUGCAGAAGACAGACAAUUACAAACAGGGGUAAAUGGGAGAGCAAAGUGCCUUGUUUUCUUUUUCUGCUUAGUGGAUGAAUGCUAAGAAGAACACAUGGUUCCGUUUAUAGAAAAAAAACUGUGCUAUAGUUGAAACCAGGAGACAUGAGUCUACAUGCCCACUACUUUGAAGGCAGGCCAGUCAUUAAUGUUCAUUUUCUAUUUUUCCUAACUAUUAACGUCAGCUUGAUAAAGCUCGAAAGAUGUUGGGUUGGGGGUGGGGGGGACGUAAGGCUUUAAACAAACAAGGCCAUAAAUACUACGCUGUUUACUCCACACGAAGAGCCAAUAAAACAAUAAAUGUGCCACCAUUAACCACCUGCAGACUCCAGCAUAAACGGCGACAGGCUUCUCAGAAACUAUUCUUGUGUAAAUAAUUUCAGAAGAUUAAACAUUUUCAAUCCUUUCUGCCUGGUUUCCCUAAUUGGGCCUUUGGUUUUCCAAAGAUUCCAAAACUUCCCGAAAUUAGGUGCGUUUAUGUGUAUAUAACGUGUGAUUUUACCCUUUAUUGGUCAAACUUGAUGG